AUGGUGUCUCAGGGGAUUCAGAUCAUCGGGAUAUCCAUGUCUGUGAUUGGCUGGUUUCUGGUCAUUGUGGUUUGUGCGCUGCCCAUGUGGAAGGUCACUGCUUUCAUCGGCGCCAACAUCAUCACGGCUCAGACCAUCUGGCAGGGCAUGUGGAUGAACUGUGUGGUCCAGAGCACGGGUCAGAUGCAGUGUAAGGUGUAUGACUCCAUGCUGGCUCUGGCGCCGGACCUUCAGGCCGCUCGAGCCAUGAUCAUCAUCUCCAUCCUGGUCGGGAUCCUCGGACUGUGUCUGUCCAUCGCCGGUGGGAAGUGCACCAACUGCAUCGAGGACGAGCGAUCCAAGGCGAAGGCGUGCAUCGUAGCGGGAGUUUUGUUCAUCGUCUCGGGUUUGCUCUGCCUCAUCCCGGUCUCCUGGUCCGCCCACUCCAUCAUCAGGAACUUCUACAACCCGCUUCUGAUCGAGGCCCAGAGGUACGAGUUGGGAGCGGCGCUGUACAUCGGCUGGGGGGCCGCUGCUCUGCUGCUGAUGGGAGGGGGGCUCCUGUGCUGGAACUGCCCACCCAAACAUGAACACCCCCACUACGUCCCCAAAUUCUCACCUGUGAAGUCCGCCUCCACGUCCCGAGAAUACGUAUAA
This is a messenger RNA of Xyrichtys novacula (pearly razorfish), 636 nucleotides long. The record is from the annotation of a GenBank genome assembly. NCBI's taxonomy places the organism in Eukaryota, Metazoa, Chordata, Actinopteri, Labriformes, Labridae.